UCGAGCUGUUUAUCUGCCACCAUGUCCGCUGGAGGAGACCUGGGGAACCCCCUGAGGAAAUUUAAACUCGUGUUUUUGGGAGAGCAGAGCGUGGGGAAAACGUCUCUCAUCACUAGAUUCAUGUAUGACAGCUUCGACAACACAUAUCAGGCGACCAUUGGAAUUGACUUCCUAUCGAAGACAAUGUACCUGGAGGACCGGACAGUAAGGCUGCAGCUGUGGGACACAGCUGGACAAGAGCGUUUCAGGAGCCUCAUUCCGAGCUACAUACGAGACUCGACGGUGGCUGUGGUUGUCUAUGACAUUACAAAUGUAAAUUCAUUCCAGCAGACCUGCAAAUGGAUUGACGAUGUCAGGACAGAGAGAGGAAGUGAUGUCAUCAUCAUGCUAGUAGGCAACAAGACAGACCUGGAAGAGAAAAGGCAAAUCACGAUCGAGGAAGGAGAGCAGAGAGCCAAAGAACUGAACGUCAUGUUCAUCGAGACCAGUGCCAAGACAGGCUGCAAUGUCAAACAGCUGUUUCGUCGAGUUGCAGCAGCCCUACCUGGAAUGGAAAGCCUGGACGAUGCAAAUCCUGAAGGCAUGAUUGACAUCAAGCUGGACAAACCAGCGGAACCAGCUGUGCCCGAGGGCGGGUGCUCAUGUUAAUGCAGAGCUGCACUUGGACAGCUCCCUUCACACCAUAGGCUUGUUGUGUUGCUUAAUACUGGUUAGCUUCCAGUUGACUUCUCCAAUUGGAUAUAGGAUGUGGGCCUUGUAUCUGAUUGGACAAAUCAAAUGUUAUCUUUCAGUCUUGUUCAGUUGUAAAAUAUUGUAUACUUUGUCAAUAUGUAAGUGACUGGAGGAGAAAAGGGAAGAAAACAAUUGUUGCAAUGAAAAUGAACACACACACACUGAAAAAAAACAGUUUGGAGAAAAAUGAGGAAACCAAUGGAGUUCUUUUCGCUGUUAUGUUUUGUAUUUUUUAUAUAUAAAAAGGGAAAGCACCAAAAAUGAUGCCUAAACACAGAAGGAGAAAUAGCAGGAGGGUCGGCCAUUUUUCUAAAUAGCUGAACAUGUCUGAAUGUCUGCAGCACGCAUGCACGCUGAUCUGAUCUUUGACCUUUGGCCUGCCCUACAGGGUCUCCGUGCUCUGGAAGGAGGCUGACUAUCUUAGAAUGUUUUAUAGCAUCUCUCUAUAGCAUCUCAUGACAAGACGUAUCUCAUUUGAUAUUCCCACAACUUCCAGUAGGAUCACCUAACAGUAGCUGUGAAAAUGUGGCACUCUAUCUCUCUAUGGGUUUAACUUUUAUAGAACAAACUGUACUGUGGUUAAAAAAGAAGUAAUAAAGAGACAACUUACUAUCACAACUCCCUAACCCUCCUAAAAGUCCUCUCCUCUUCCUUCUCUCCUCCCGCUAUCCUUCUGUCUUUCCAGUCUCCCCAUCCCUCCAUCCCGGUAAUACACAUAUAACAAUCCACUGUAAUGCACCGCACUGUAUAUAAUAAUGUAAUAUGUAUGUUGUGAACGUCCCUCUGUAGAAGUGGUCCUUGUUCACCAGUAUGAAUAAUGUAAUAAUGUUUAAUGAUUAAUAAAUUACAGAUUAAAGGGCUUCACUCUCCUAACCAUCAACAUUUACCUGGUAGCAA
Pelmatolapia mariae (spotted tilapia) is the source of this 1629-nucleotide messenger RNA. It is a transcript of the gene rab6bb, whose product is annotated as RAB6B, member RAS oncogene family b. Lineage: Eukaryota; Metazoa; Chordata; Actinopteri; Cichliformes; Cichlidae. The coding region runs from base 22 to 648 and encodes 208 amino acids. Gene Ontology annotation, molecular function: GTPase activity; GTP binding. The transcript has 8 exons. The record is from RefSeq and is a predicted model, not a curated record. Gene Ontology annotation, biological process: vesicle-mediated transport.